Molecule: messenger RNA, 354 nt
Organism: Salvia hispanica
Lineage: Eukaryota; Viridiplantae; Streptophyta; Magnoliopsida; Lamiales; Lamiaceae
Source: RefSeq, a predicted model, not a curated record
AUGGCGGAAGAGAGUGGCGAAGAGUACCUGUUCAAGAUAGUGGUGAUCGGCGAUUCCGCUGUGGGGAAAUCGAAUUUGCUGUCGCGGUUUACUCGAGACGAGUUCGACCACAACUCCAAGGCCACGAUCGGAGUGGAGUUUCAGACGCAGGUGCUGGAGGUCGACGGCAAGGAGGUCAAAGCGCAGGUCUGGGAUACCGCCGGCCAGGAGCGAUUCCGCGCUGUCACCUCCGCCUAUUACCGCGGCGCCGUCGGAGCUCUCGUCGUCUACGAUAUUACUCGGAGGAUUACUCCCGAUAGCAUCAGGCGUUGGCUUGAUGAGCUCAAUAGUAAUAUCUCUUUCUCUCUCUUCUAA